Messenger RNA from Mytilus californianus (California mussel), 9598 nucleotides. Its product is annotated as phosphatidylserine synthase 2-like. Gene Ontology annotation, molecular function: L-serine-phosphatidylethanolamine phosphatidyltransferase activity. Gene Ontology annotation, biological process: phosphatidylserine biosynthetic process. The transcript has 12 exons. NCBI's taxonomy places the organism in Eukaryota, Metazoa, Mollusca, Bivalvia, Mytilida, Mytilidae. The record is from RefSeq and is a predicted model, not a curated record. The coding region runs from base 94 to 1476 and encodes 460 amino acids.
CACCGACUUCCGGUAAACUUCAUUCCUUGGCAGCGAAAAGGUUAUGUGCAAGUAUUAUAAAAGAUAUAGAGGUUCAAUCAUUACACCAUCAAAAUGGCUGCUGCCAACAAUGACACAGACAAAGUAAUGCAGCUCCAUAAGGCUACAGCCUAUAACUGGGAAGCUGAAAGAAAUAAAUACAAAGACAUUCAAGAUGAUGGAACUAUGUCUUUUUUCUGGCAAGCCCAUACAAUACUGGUAUUGGUAAUGUCCAGUAUUGUUCUGGUAUAUGUUACAAUAUUUGAAGAAACUGUAGAUGACUCUGAUUACAACAUGAAAAGGGGAAUAAUAGCAAUGCUGUUGACAUUUUUAGCAGUAGGUGUGACACAGACUCCAGAUGGUCCAUUAAAAAGACCACAUCCUGCAUUUUGGAGGUUGAUACUCUGUUUAAGUAUAGCCUAUGAAUUGGCCUUGGUCUGGCUCUUAUUUCAGACUGUGCAUGAUGCCAGACAUAUCCUAACACACUUUGAUACCAAGCUUGGCAAGGCUCUGGAACAGAAGUCUUAUGGUGGAAGCUGUUUGUUGUUUGAUCCAAAUAAUACAGACCCAUUCCAUAAUAUCUGGGAUAAAAUGGAUGGAUUUGUUACUACUCAUUUCUUUGGAUGGUGGUUAAAGACUUUGAUACUGAGAGAUUGGUGGUUAUGUAUGGUAUUAAGUAUUAUGUUUGAACUAUUGGAGUACACGUUAGAACAUCAGUUACCAAACUUCAGCGAAUGUUGGUGGGAUCAUUGGAUUAUGGAUGCUUUAGUUUGUAAUGGUUUGGGUAUAUACCUUGGCUUGAAGUCCUUAAAGUACCUAUCCAUGAAACAUUAUCACUGGAGAGGGAUGUGGAAUAUACCAACUUACAGAGGAAAAAUGAAGAGAGUGGCAUUACAGUUUACACCAUAUAGUUGGACAGAUUUUGAUUGGAGGCCACUGUCCAGUUUAAAACGAUGGCUAGCCAUGUUAGCUGUUAUUGCCAUAUUUUUAUUAGCUGAAUUGAACACAUUCUACCUCAAGUUUGUAUUAUGGAUUCCUCCACCUCAUUGGAUUAAUCUACUCCGGCUAGCCUUCUUUUUAUUUAUGGGUGCUGCUGCUAUGAGAGAAGGCUUUCAGUAUUUAGAUGACCCAACCUGCAAGAAGUUUGGACGACAAGCUUGGAUGAUAAUUGCCAUUAUCAUAACAGAAUUCCUGAUUGUGGUCAAGUUUGACUGGGAGACAAUCAGUAAGCCAUUGCCACCACACAUAGCAUAUUUCUGGAUUUUAGGUCUGUUAUUACUUGUUGGAUGGACAAUAUUCAAAUUUUAUAUAUAUAGAGAUGUAAAAAGUGAUUUACCUGAAAAGACUGAAACAUCUAAUGGAAAUGCAGGAAAUUCUGUACCAAUUCAGAAAUCUCAAAAUAAUGGAAAUCGGGAGUUUAACUUACGAUCAAGAUCCAAAGUUACUAAAUCAAAUUAGGAUUUUAAAAUUCUGUGGCUAUAAGUAGAAUGUUGUGUCUUCUUGGUGUACUGUAAGGGUUGACUUUGGUCCUCAUACUGUUUUCAUUAAUGAUGAUAUUAAGGAUUUUGCACUUAGUGAUAUGCUGUUUAUACUAUUUUAAAGGUAUGAAUAAUGAUAAUUCAGGAAUGAAUAGAAAGUCUGAUUAAUUACUAUAACUAUAACAUAAAUACAGCUCUUAUACAACACCGGUUAACAACCGUUGGUAAUGAAAUGUUAGAAAAGUUUGUAGGUGAUAAAAUAAGUAAUAUCACUAUAAGAAGAAUAAGUAAUAUCACUAUAAGAUUUUUUUCAUUAAAGAAUUUAGCUAUCAGACCUGUUCAUACCUCAUAGACACAUUAAAGGGACCAAAGACAACUCUGAUGUCUCCACAUGUAUUUGUCAUACUUGUAAUUAAAAAUUUAUUUUUAUAAACAUUGCUCAAUAGUGCCUAAAAAUGUAAAAAGAUUUACUGAUAUAUAUUUUAUUCAUUUUGCUAAAAAGCAUAUUUUUGCUGAGAUAUACAAUUUAUAUUUCCCAUGCCUAGGCUAGCAUUAACAGUCACAUGCCAUGUUUGAGAGAUUUUGUAAACUGGUUGCUUUUUAUAUUUUUUUAUGGAAUUUUAUACAUUUUGCACAAGGCUGUUGUAAAUGUAGGGCAUAGGGCCCAGUCUUCACGCUUAACCACAGGCCCAGCAGCCCAGGCUUGUAAAAUUGCUUUCAGGCCUGUAAAAAUCAUCUCUACAGGCUAACAGAAUCAAACUAAAAUUUUUCAAAAAUUGAACUCUGGGCCUGUUAGAUUUAAAAGUUUAUCGUGAAGACUGAUAGGCUUCAUAUGAUAACAGAGGGUCAUUAAAAUGAGCAUUACACAGUGAAUUUGUUAAUGUAGAUAGCUUAGUUUGUAUCAUUAUAAAUGCUUUAUUUAUACUUAAACUUAGAAAGUUGUGCAAACUUUUGUUCCAUAGUCUGAUGUAGGAUAGCAGACAGAUAUAAAAGGCAUUCUGUUUUCUUUUCAUUUCAUUUCUAUCUGUUUAAAAAUUUUUGGCUUCUUAACCAAAACAUGGGUUAGAUUUAGAGAAAAUGCUUCUGAUAUUUUUACAAAAACAUUGGUUGAUUUUUUAUUUUCAAUUAUUGAUAAUAAACACAGUAAUAAGUGUAUACUUGUUUCUAUUCUAUGUAUAGUAGAUCCACAUCUAUUCAAUGGUUUUGCUAUUUAAGUGUUAUUACAAUUGAUGUAUUAAAGUAGACCAUUUUUGCAAGGGGUGUAUAUCAUGUAUAUUAGCCAAUUCAUAAUAAGAUAAAUCACAAAAUGAUCCCCUUCAGUAAAUUUGGUCUUCAAGAUAGAUGUGAACCAGGGUAAACAAAAAAACAUCAUAAUGAAACCUAACAAACCUGUUUGGUCCUAGAAAUUAAAAAAAUGAUCUUCCCAAAAAUAAACCACUACAGUAUUAUAUAAUUGUCAACUGUAUGGAAAAGUUGUUGCUCAUUUUAAUUUGUGGUUUACAGGUAAUUAUUUUACCACUUGAAAUCCUGUACUUGUAGUUGAUUUUAAUGCCCCCGCCGUAGCAGAGGGGUCAUUAAGUUUUACCCUUGUCCGUCCGUAUGUCCCAAAGUUGGUUUCCGUUCUCUAACUUUAGUUUGCCUGAACCAAAUGUCAUGAACUUUAUACACAAUGCUUAUUACCACAAGACACAGAUCUAGUUUGAAUUUUGGUGGCAUCACUUAAACUGUUCUAGAGUUAUGCCCCUUUACAAAUGGAAUAAAAAUUGCUGAAUUUUUCGUUUCCGUUCUCUAACUUUAGUUUGCCUCAACCAAAUGUUAUUAAACUUAUACACAAUGCUUAUUACCACAAAAUACAGAUCAAAUUUGAAUUUUGGUGGUGUCACUUUUACUGUUCUAGAGUUAUGCCCCUUUACAAACGGAAAAAUUGCUAAAUUUUUGGUUUCCGUUCUCUAACUUAAGUUUGCCUCAACCAAAUGUAACGAAACUUAUACACAAUACUUAUUACCACAAAACUCAGAUCAAGUACAAAUUUUGGUGGUGUUACUUUUACCGUUCUUCAGUUAUGUCCCUUUAUAACUUUAUAUAAUAUGCAAGUGGGGGCAUCAUCUGUGUCCCAUGGACACAUUCCCCAUUUAUUUGUUGUUACUUCAGUGGGUUGAGAUAUUGGGAAGUUAUUUGUUUUCAAAAAUGUAUUAAUCAUCUUUGCUAGCCAAGGGUUACGAUCCAGUCCCCUCCACUCCACCCUUGGCAGAUUAAGCCAACAUUUGUGAUUACAAUGCUGCGCCAUCUACUGGUAUAUAAAAGUCACGCCCAUUCCCACUACAUCAUUCUUGACCAAUGGCAGCACUUGAACACUCUUCAGUGUGGUAGUGUAAAAAUGCUUGUGUCUAAUGAUUACAAAUUUCAUGAAGUAAGAACCGAAAAUAUUUGUUGACAUUCCAACAUUUGAAUGAGAAACAUACCCAGGAACUUCAACUUUUGAUUAAGAACUUUGAAAUUGUCACUAAAUAUCGACUUAGGUUUUGGGAGUAAAGACUUGUUGCACAAUCAGCAUGUGGCAAUUGUUUAUUUACAUUUUCUAUAUGUACAUGUGAUCAUCUUAAAGGUGCUUUUUGAUUGGAUUGCAGACAGUUACAACUGCGACCAAUGGAAAUCAUUACCUCAUGGAUCUGCAAUUCUAUCUUAAUCCACCAAGGGUGGAGAGGAGGGGACUUGGAACGUAACCCUUGGCUAGCAAAGAAUUGUAUUAAUAACUGUUAUAAGUAUAUAGUCUAAUUUUAUUUUCUUUAGAUUUAAGAUGUAUUUAUUGUAUGUACAUGUAAUAAGGCCUGACCAUAGUUUAUUGUAAACAAACUUAUAUGUAAUUUGAAGAUAAUUCAGAUUUUGAUAAAAUUUUGUAAUAUUUUGUAAGUUGUUGAACUCCUUUCGAAUAGCGAAAAAUUGUAUAUGUAGCAAUUACAAUUCCAGAGAUAGAAUCAAUUUAAAAUUUGUGAGAAAGGUCUAUAAAUGUAUAGAUUAUACAUAAAAACCAGAGAAAAAAUAUGCAUUUUUUGUCGAGCCUGCGACUUUUGUCGCAGAAAGCUCGACAUAGGGAUAGCGAUCCGGCGGCGGCUACGGCGGCGGCGGCGGCGUUAGCUAACUUCUUAAAAGCUUUAUAUUUUAGAAGAUGGAAGACCUGGAUGCUUCAUACUUUGUAUAUGGAUGCCUCAUGUUACGAAGUUUCCGUCAGUCACAUGUCCAAUGUCCUUGACCUCAUUUUCAUGGUUCAGUGACUACUUGAAAAAAAAGUUCAGAUUUUUUGUAAUGUUAAAUUCUCUCUUAUUAUAAGUAAUAGGAUAACUAUAUUUGGUAUGUGCGUACCUUGCAAGGUCCUCAUGCCCGUCAGACAGUUUUCACUUGACCUCGACCUCAUUUCAUGGAUCAGUGAACAAGGUUAAGUUUUCGUGGUCAAGUCCAUAUCUCAGAUACUAUAAGCAAUAGGUCUAGUAUAUUCGGUGUAUGGAAGGACUGUAAGGUGUACAUGUCCAACUGGCAGGUGUCAUCUGACCUUGACCUCAUUUUCAUGGUUCAGUGGUUAUAGUUAAGUUUUUGUGUUUUGGUCUGUUUUUCUUAUACUGUAUGCAAUAGGUCUACUAUAUUUGGUGUAUGGAAUGAUUGUAAGGUGUACAUGUCUAGCUGGCAGGUGUCAUCUGACCUUGACCUCAUUUUCAUGGUUCAGUGGUCAAAGUUAAGUUUUUGAGUUUUGGUCUUUCUUUCUAAUACUGCAUGCAAUAGGUCAGCUAUAUUUGAUGUAUGGAAUGAUUGUAAGGUGUACAUGUCUAGCUGGCAGGUGUCAUCUUACCUUGACCUCAUUUUCAUGGUUCAGUGGUCAAAGUUAAGUUUUUGAGUUUUGGUCUUUUUUUCUAAUACUAUAUGCAAUAGUUCAACUAUAUUUGGUGUAUGGAAAUAUUUUAUGAUCUAUAUGUCAGUCACGCAGGUUUUAUUUGACCUUGACCUCAUUUUCAAGGUUCAUUGCUCAGUGUUAAGUUUUUGUGUUUUCGUCUGUUUUUCUUAAACUAUAAGCAAUAGGUCAACUAUAUUUGUUGUAUGGAAGAAUUGUUAGCUGUACAUGCCUGCCUAGCAUGGUUCAUCUGACCUUGACCUCUUUUUCAUGGUUCAUUGGUCAAUGUUUAGUUUACUUGGUUAAUGUUAAGUUUAUGUGACAGUUGUAAUAAAGCUUUAUAUUUAGGACUAUCAACAUAAUAUCAAUGAUUAGUAAAGAAGGCGAGACAUUUCAGCGUGUGCACUCUUGUUUUAACUUUAAAUUUAUAAUAUGAUUAUUAGAUCUCGCUCAUAUCUAUAUAUUAAUGACAAGUUCUCAAAAUGAGGCUAUUUUGGCAUUAUUUUCUGUACUAAAUUAAAGAACUUUGAAGUACUUAUGCCAAUUUUAAGACAAAAUUCUAAAAUAUAAGUACUAAUGUCUGACAGACAAAUGUCUUUUAAAGUUUAAACAUCUGAAAAAUGUUAUUUGUUAGAUUUUUUAAUAAUUUUUGAUUUUCUAAAUCAAGCGGCCAAAUAAGUGGCCUUAUUAGACCUUCUCCAUUAUGUUGAUUUCUAUACUGGUAACAUUUUUACCACUUGAGGGAAUAGUGUUAUUUCUUAUAUAGUUGAUUUUAACAUGUUUAAAGGUUGUGAUUCAUUUUUUUGUUAUUAAAUGUGAAUGUAUAGCUGAUAUUUAUAAGGUUUGUAGUUAGUUGAUCGUAGAAGCGCAUUGUCUUCUGAAAUUUGGUUCUCAUACAUGUACCUUAAGCUAGUCAAUAUUUUGGCUUUGAUGAGCUAUUGUUCUCAUGUGGACCCAUCAAUACCCAUGGUUGUUUAUAGUUUACUUUAAAAACAAUUCACUGACCAAAUUCCAAUAUAGAUGUGCUGAAAUGAUAGGUAGUGUAUCCAGGGUAAAGCUUAUGAUUUUGUCUAUGCCCACAAUCCAACAAAAGGUUAAGGAAGGGUUCAGUGCUCAGAAAAUGUUUAACCCUGCCACAUUCUUUAUGUGCCUGUCCCAAGUCUGGAGCCUGUAAUUCAGUGUGUGUCAUCUUCCAUAUAGGUUUUGUUUUAUUGUUUCAGCAUAAAUCAAGCAAUUAGUCAUGCUGGGGCUUUUUGAAAGCUUACCAAAUAGUACGGGUUAUGGUCAUUGAUAAAGGACAUACAGCGACAUAUAGUUGCUAACUUCCAUGUCCCUUUGUCUCUGGUGGAUAGUUGUCUCAUUGGCAAACAUGCCACAUCUUAUUUUUAUAUGGCUACCAUGAGUAACAAUAAAACAUUAAGGUACAAUACAAUCCUGAUUAUGAUGUUAAUAUUGAUACUGUAAACUCAAUGAUUAUUGUGUUCAUUUAUUAUUGCGAUAUUUGAAGAAUGGACAAAAAUGUGAGUUUAAUUAUUAUAAUUUCAGGAAAAUGUGCAUACAGAUAUACAUGUCAGAAAUCAGAUUGCAACAUCUAGUCAUUGUGAAACUCACCCAGUCCCUAUUAUUGCAUUAACAAAACCUCAUAAUAAUUUCUGAAUUUAAAAGUACAUUUUUGUCCAAUGAGUCAAUCUGUAAGUGUUAAGUUUGCUGGUUUACUUUGUUAUGUCUGAACUUGUAGUUGGUUCUUGUAGCAUUGAUUUAUAAGGCCUAAACAUAUAACUAUUUACCUUCCCAUGCACCUGAUAGUCCUAGAGGGAUAAAAUAUCUGUAAAAUUCAGAAAUGGGUCUCCCUGAUUUAAGAUUUUUUCCUGGGAAGCUAAAGAAUUAUAUUUUGCUGCCUAAUAGGACUACUAUGACAUUGUUGCUUUAUUUGUACUUUGGAAUCUGAAUGUCUUGCAUUUCAUAUUGUAGGUUUUGGUAUUUUAUAAAGUUAUAAGUUCAAUGUAACCUUUUUGUUAGACAAUUACAACCCUCCAUUUCCAAGUGCUAUAGAUUGUCCCACCAUGUAAAUUGUUCUUGUAUGUUAUUGAAAAUCCUUUAAAAUUUUAUAAACUGUGUUAUUUGUUACUUUCAUGUAUGGUAUGCCAUCAACCCCAUUGGGGUAUAACUGUGCAUUUAUUUGAAUAAAGUAUAACUAAUUUUUUUAGAAGUUUGAUAAACAGUGUAAUUGUGCCUAUUAAAGUUUAUCAUCUUCUAUCAGUGUGGUUUACAAUGUAAUUGCAGCAGUUUGGUGAAAUGCAUCUCAUGUUUGGUAUGUAGAAGAGUAGAAGAAAGUAUCUGCAUAAAGUAGUGUAUGUGUAACAAUGGAUUUCACAUAAGUGCUAAAAUUUAGUGUUUGAAUAUCAUUAUCUGAUUACAUUGUCUAACUAUGUGAUUACAUUGUGUGACUAUGUCAUUGCAUAGUAUGACUGAUUACAUUGUGUAACUAUCUGAUUACAUUGUCUGACUAUGUGAUUACAUUAUGUGACUUUCUGAUUACAUUGUAGGACUGUGUUUCACCAUUUGUUCCUGCAUUGAGAUUGAACCAGGUUCUAUUGUCUAUAAUUGAUAGACAUAUGUUUCAUCUAACUUGAUAUUAUGUGCAGAAAUCAAGAAAUGGUUAAAUGUACAAAACAAUAAGGCUUAAAAGACUGUGGGCAUAUUUUGGUUCUUGUAUUUCUUUGUUUUACUUAUUUUGUUGCCAAUCCAAUAUGGGCAGCAAAAGGUAAAUUCAAUAAAGGCAAAGUAUAUAUAAUUCAGAGACAUUUCAGAUUUUGAUAAAAUUUUGUAUGACUUUGGAAAUUGUUGAACUGCAUUUGAAUAGUGAAAAAAAUAUAUAUGUAGUAUUUGUAAAUUUAUGAAGUAGGGCUGUAAAAGCAGAGAAAAAUAUGCAUUUUUUGUAACUUUAAAUUGCAUUUUCUCAAAAAUAUGUCUACAGCAUUUUGGAUAAAAAUGAUAAAUUAUUGCUGUAAACAUUUCCAUUUAAUAAUAUUAAAAAAAUAUGGGGAUCAUCAAAUUUAUUCUUUUUCAGUAGACAACACUGUGACCUAUACCGUAGUUGCUAACUUCUACAUCAUUUGAUCUCUGGUGGAAAAUUGUCUCAUUGGCAAUCAUACCACAUCUUCUUAUUCAUAUAUCAAUUAGUCUCUAUAUAUAGUAUUAAAAAGGGUCAAAACAACAAAACAGUCUUAACAUCAUGACGACCUUAUGCUGCAUUUUUUUAUUUGUAUUUAUACAUCAAGUGUACUUAAAUGAUUAAUGCAGCAAUAAAGAAUGUGGUGACCCCUAAUAUUUCAGAUACAGUUCAACAAGUUUUAAAUGCUAGGAAUAACGAGAGCCAAGAGCACUAUAUAGUUAUAUUUGUAAUCAGAUUAUUGUUAAAACAAUGUAAUUCUGACAAGUGUAAACUGAUUUUGCUUUGGAAAAAGCAUUGUUUUAGAGCUUAUUUAACAGACAUUUUGCUAGCAUUCAUUGAUUAAUCAACAUAAUUGACUAGAAAAUAAAAUAGAAUUCUGAAUGUAAUAUGUAUUACUACUAUAGCUCAGAACCUGUUUCACCAACUGUGCUAGACAAUGCUGAACAAUCUCUAUGUGAACAACUCUUCUGUUGAUGCUUGUGCAAUACUUUGUAUCUUGUAUUUCUACAAAUUCAGUUAUAAAAUUACCGGUAUUUGCAAUAUUUUCUAUGUUUGAUGCAAUUUCUUAACAUACAUGAGGGUCUAGAAUGGGGGUCCUAUAUUUCUUUAUUCUUUAUUUUUUUUAGACUAUAUUUCUCUAUUCUUUAUAUUUUAGCACCCCAUUUUUCUCCGUUCUUAAAUCUUAUUCUGCACUUUUUGCCUAUUAUUCUCUUUUCUGUAAACCCCAUCCAUACCCUCAUACAUUUGAAGGUUACAUAAAUUAGAUACAACUGAUGAUACAUAAAAGUACAUUUGAUUUAAAGUUAAAUUUUGAAAAGAUACAGAAAUUAUUUCAAUUUAUGGCCAUUUUAUCAAUACAUGUACAUUUCCUUUUUAAUGUGUUCAAGUUUUUGUAUUUGUUCUGUUAAACAUAAGGCAAUAUAAAUCAUUAAACAAAUGUCAUACAACUUGUAAUUUUCAUUGAAUGAUUUGCUACACAUAAAUUAGAUGAAAAGGUAAAUAGGUAUAUACCAUAAAUUGGAUGAAUAAAUUGAUGAUUUGUAUAAA